This is a messenger RNA of Eimeria mitis, 570 nucleotides long. RefSeq lists its product as uncharacterized. Lineage: Eukaryota; Apicomplexa; Conoidasida; Eucoccidiorida; Eimeriidae. The transcript has 2 exons. The record is from RefSeq and is a predicted model, not a curated record. The coding region runs from base 1 to 570 and encodes 189 amino acids.
AUGCUCAGUUCAUGCUUAAACAAGGGGAGGUGCAGCGUCCUCCUCUGUCUUUUGGUGCUGUCGGGGGCAGCAGCAGCAGCAGCAGCAGCAGCAGCAGCAACAGCAACAGGCGGUGGAUGGGAGGCAGCAGCAACAGAAAACCCAGAGACAUCGUUACUGGAGCCUGAGUCUUUAGUAGGAGACGAAGCUGAGCUGCAGCACGACUACCACUCUGCUGGGUUAGAGAAGGAAUCAACAGCAACAGCAGCAGCAGCAACAGCAACAGCAGCAGCAACAGGCAUAACAACAACAACAGCAGCAGCAGAUUCUCCCAUCCCUCUACCCCCUGAACCCCAAGAAGAUGAAGCUGCUGAGGAUAUUGCUUCAGACAUCUCUUCUCUUGAUGGGGGCAGGAUAGAGCUGAGGCUCCCUGACGGCACCAGUGUAGGUCACCUGCAGGUUCAUAGCAAAGGCAUAACUACAGCCUCUCAAUACGAGGUGGAGCCGCUGAAGCAGCAGCAGCAGCAACAGCAGCAGCAGCAGCAGCAGCAGCAGCAGCAACAGCAGCAGCAACAAUGGCCGAAUCAAUGA